CUUAACGUUCUAUUUCACAAAAUAUGAACGAAGCUGAUUCCAGUGAGAUUUCAUCGUUGUAAGUUGUACCUUUCUUCUCUUGCUUGAAAAGUCAAUCAUCAACAUUUUUAAAAUUAUUAAAACAAUCAAUAUGAAACUUUUUGUAUCACGAGUAGUUUUAUGUGUUUUACUCGUCAAUGAAUUCGUAGAUUCUGAGAAUACCCAAAACAGGCAGGAAGACGAAUCCUUAGAAUUUCAAGUUUAUAUCUCAAAAUUUGCACCAGAGUUCCAGCUGAAAGCAUCUCGCAUGUAUCAUGAGCGUUUAAUUAAUUGUCGGGAAGCUGAAUUUAUUCGUCGACAGAAAAAAAUAAAUGAAACAAUUACAAAACUAAUAAAAGAGACGGACCCUGAUCGAUUCAUUUGCACAGCAUGCAGUGUGAAAGAUGCUUUUCAGAAGGUAUGGACGAAUCAUGUGAAUCUGCAUGCUCUUAAUCAAACAAAAGGCAUAAAAGAAUUUAGUGCAAUCGUUAAAAAUCCUCCUGAAUUAGCGGAAAAACAAAUCCAUUGCCCACAACCAAACCAUGAAAAGUUUAUCCGCGAGAGAUACCCAAUAUGGUUGCAUUACAUCAAUAAAAAUGAAAGCAAGUUCGCUAAUAACCUCAGGCUAAAAUUAAAGGAAGCUGGUUGGAGCCAUGAACAAUUUGCAUGGAGUGGAUCGAAGGUUUAUAAACAUUAUCAAUUGUAUUCCCAUCAAUCUCAAUCUGAUGCAAUAGUUACAUUCGACGAUUUGUAUGCGAUUGAAAAAUUAGCGAAAGGCAAAAUUGAUGAAAUCUACACCUAUGAUAGUGAAGUUAUAAUACGUAGUGAUAAUCAUAUGAAAAUAUUAAAACUUAUAAUGGAAAAUAGCCCGAUAGAGCCAGAACUCAUGGACUAUCUAGAAGAGUUAAAUGAUUGGUACAUAAGUAUAGAAGACUGCCGUAUUAUUAGCAUCGUGAAAGCAGUUUUGAACAACGGGCAGAUCGAAUGCAGAAUAAUGAAGAAAUAUCCAGAUCGAGCAGUACCCUUCUUUAAAAUAGGACGUUCACGCAUGUACAAUGAAGGAUGCCUUCCGUUCAUUGGUAGCACCUGCGGGUGAGAAAUGAUAUCCUAUACUUUUGUGGGUGACUGAUGUUCUCUACAAAAGUGUUGGAUAUCUUACUCUUUAGAAAAACAGUGGUGGGAUGACUAAGAAACUACUCACUCAUCAUCAUUUCCAAAAGAAUUGCCCAAGAAGAUAGAAUGAAUGGUGCAGGCUGGGAGAGGCUUUUGCCCUAUUCUAGGGCCACGAAUGUUAUGUCGCACCUUGGGAGCAAUAAGGUUACAUCUCAAAAAGUGAAAUUUUACAGGAGAUUGAUUUUCUUUUUUUUAAAAACUUGAUUCAUUAUUUUUAUCAACUUAUAAUUAAUUGUGAGGAAUGAAUCGCACCUCAUUUUAAAGAUCUGGUAUCCCACUUUUGUUUAGCAUAAGAACACUUUGAAAAAUAAAAUCUUAAAGAGGAAAUAUUUCAAUGUUUGGAAAACAUUUUGAGUUAUAACCUUUCAUUAAAGUUGAUGUGGAGGCGAAAGGAAGCGCCCAAAAAAAUGUCAUGUUAACAAAGUUGUAGAGAAUUAAAUUUCCGAUCGACAUAAUGUCGUUAGUUUUUUUCUAGAGUGCUUAGUUUUUGAGUUUUUCUCAAGAAACUAAAAUUCAUUAAAUGUGCAAAUUCAUUUGUCUGAAAAGUGAUCAAUUUGAAAUUUUUUUCUCCAUUUGGUACAAACCAAUAAAAAAUGCACUUCUCGUGACUAUUUAUAUCUGACAAACAUUCAAAACGAUCAAAACUGUAAAAUUUGCUCAAAAAAGGUGGAGUUUUUGAGAUGUACCCUUAUAACUCCAAACAACUUGCAAUGUUGUUGGGAUUUUGAGUUAGGCCAUUUGCGUUUUUUACAAUAUCUAGGGAAUGUACCCAACUCAAAGUGUUAUUGGUUGAGGGGGGUCAUAUAUACAAACCCCAAAAAUGUAAAAAUGUCAAAAUCGAUUUUUUUUUAGAUGUAACCUUAUUACUCCCGAGGCGCGAUGUAAUCAUCUUAGGUACUAUUGUAAAAAAAGAAAACACUUGUAAAUAAAUGAAGCUUUUGAUUGA
Molecule: messenger RNA, 2137 nt
Organism: Planococcus citri (citrus mealybug)
Lineage: Eukaryota; Metazoa; Arthropoda; Insecta; Hemiptera; Pseudococcidae
Exons: 3
Coding region: 131-1114 (327 amino acids)
Source: RefSeq, a predicted model, not a curated record